UCUAUAGCAUUCAAUCUAUUAAUAAUCACUGUUUGUUAUAAUUUUUAGUCAUUAUGUAAUUAUUUAUGUAUUGUUUUUAUUGGUCAAAGAAAGGAAUUAUAGGUGCAUAAUCUGAGUUCAUAGUUCAGUGAGCAGCAAAAAAAAUAUAUACACAAGGGAUAUUCGACGUUAUGAUGCAUUAGUAAGUAAAUAAAUAAGUAAAUAGAUACAAUUCCGAACGGAUUGACGGAUGACAAAGAGAAGGCGAAGAACUACCAGGAUGGAAUCACUGGCAAUACGGAACCCCAUAAAAUAUCCAGCCUAUACUAUACCUUGUCUAUGACAUAAAACCUCUCCAGUAAUGAUACUGAGAGUGUGUAGAGUGAUUAGUAGUGUUGGUUAAUAUUUUUAUGAAAUUGUAUCGAAUUUCGGUACUAGUUGUUUUGCGCACUAACUCGUUAUGGAGUCGUGGCUUAUGUUUAGGUUUUGUUAACUACUGUAGUAUGUGGACAACAUACUUCAAAGUUAUUAUUGCUUAAUUCUAGAUUUAAUAAUAACAGUUAUAACCUAAAACCCAUUUGUAUCAGAUACGUUUAUGAAGUGUGAUAUAUAUUACAAUAGAAACGAUACAAUUCAUUUCUUUUAGUAUUUAGAGAAAAAAUUCAAUUAGUGCAAAUAGUGACUGUGUUAACGUUAUGACAAAAAAAAUAUUUGACAAGGUUUCAUAUACAUUAUUCCCAUGGCUAAAGGAAAAUUAAGAGGCUCAGACUCCAAUAAUAAGUUAGCAACAUCCAAUGCAACCUUUAAAAAUGGAGAAACUUACACAUCAGAGUUUGAAAUUAAUGAAAUACCACCUAGUGCCCGCACAUUGCUUACGAAGGGUUAUAUACAAGAUGAGAUUAAUUCCUAUUCUGGUGCCACUGUGUCAACACGUGGGCGUUUUAUGACAGAGCAAGAAAAGAUACGUUGUCCUAAUGAACGUCCUUUAUAUCUAUAUAUACAGGGCCAUACAAAACAUAAUGUAGAUUUGGCUAUACAAAAAAUCAAUGAGAUUAUUAAAACAGAACAUCAGAGUUCAUUAAAUAGGCCAAGUAGAUUUACUAAUGCACCACCACCACUUAUGAGUUUACAUUCCGGAGUUACAUCUGUGGAAAAGAUCUGUGUUGGGAUAGAGAAUGCUCCAGAAGGGUUUGAUUUACGAGGUAGAAUUAUAGGUGCAGGUGGAGCAAAUUUGUUAUAUAUUAGAGGAGAAACCGGUGCAAAUGUAACAUUAAGGGGCAGAGGAUCACAGUUUAUCGAUCCAAUUUUAGGAACUGAAUCUCCAGAACCACUUCAUUUGUAUAUAGAGCAUCCAAAACCGGAAGCAUUACAAAAUGCAAAACAGUUAGCAAUUAAUUUAAUUCAAACAAUGCAGUCUGAAUUACAGUCAUACAUACAGCAACAACCACCACCAGUACAAUCACAGCAAGUUAUAGAACAGUCGCAAAUACAACAAACAGAAUUUCAAACCAUGAACAUUGGUACUUUGGGACAACCUAAUGUUGUUACUAUACAACAUCAAGAUAUAAUACAACACCCACAAAGUAGUGUAGUAACAUUACCAGCAACAAUUCUCACUGCUACAGUAGCUGGUGGACCAGGGUCUGGUAUAACAGUUCCUCCUCCUGGAGUACACAUUCCUCCUCAUUCUGGACCAUUAGUACCACCACCACAAGCUCAGGAAAUACAAACAUUCAUGCCGCCUCCACCAGUUGGUCAAGUACAAUUAAUUGGUCCUCCAUCAACAGUAAGUCAAGUGCAAUAUCAGAUUCAUCCUGGACAACCAUUACAAAUUCAAGGGCUUCAACCUGGAUCACAAUCAUCUCCUCAACCUGUGGCUCAAAUGUAUGUAAUGAGUCAACCACCACCACAGAAUCCAGGUCAACAAAACUUUAUCACAAGUAGCAGUGCACCGGUUAGUGGUGCUGUUUCUUAUGUGUACACACAACCAAAUGUGCAAAGGCCUUCUACACCUCCACAAGGGAUUAUUGAAGCUGUUAAUGUGAAUUUACAACAACCACCACCAGCAGCGCCAAUUAACAUAACUCAGCAACCACCACCACCAUUAUUACAUCUUCAUUUUCCUCCUCCAAACUUUCCCCCGAAUCAACCACCACCUCCUGUACCACAAACUUAUCAAAUACAAUAUCAGCAGGUACAAGCACCUGUAUCACAAUCACAAACUCAGUUUGUGUUGCAAUCUGGCGAACAUAUUGUUCCACCCCAGUUACAACAAAAUCAUGAGCAGUCACAGGCAGUAACUCAACAUAUGUUACCUCCGCAAUUUGAAGGUCAUACUCCCCAAUUUCAUUUACAAGUACCUCCUCCAUCUACACAGACCUUCUUAGUCCCCAAUGCUCAAUCACCACAACACCCGCAACAACAUCCUCUUACCCCUGGAAGUGAAGUUCAACAUCAACAAGAAGGACCAGUUGAUCAAGGACCCCAGCCACAGCCAGUUCCACCUCCACAAAUUGUACCACCGCCAUCAGGUGCUCAAAUGACAAAUUCUAUGAAUGUUCUUACUAGUAUCCCUCCGCCGACGCAAGCACCACCUCCACAAAAUGCUCCGUGGUUGUAUCCACCACAGCAACCGCAACAGAUGUUGCAAUCUCAAGGACAAUUGCAGGUUCAAAUGCCACCGACAAAUAUGCCUCUGCAUAAUGUACCUCCCCCACAAGUUCAGGCACAUAUACAAUACCAUGCUCAACAUAUGCAAUAUCAGAAUGGUCAUAUGCCACCGCAAGUACACUAUACAGUACAGCCACCGCCUCAACAGUUUGAUCAGAAACCUGAAUCACCUGAACAAAAAUCUCAUGGUGUAAAGAGAAGGUUUUCAGAUGUUGAAUCAAAUCCGGAAGCACCACCAUAUCAGUGUGGCCCACUACCGGCUCAGCGACAUGGAACAGGAGAAGGUGAUCGGCAGCAACAAGUCUUACAUGGUCCGUCACCAACAGCUGCGGGUCUACCUCAUGGAGAUCGAAACAAGCUGCUAAUGCCACCUCCACAUCCAGGUGAAAAGCGGAGCUUAGAUCAAAAAUCUGCAGGCAUAAAUUCAGGAAAUGAGCAGAAUCCAAUGGGAGAUUCUGUAAACAUUCACCCUGGAAGUGGCCCGCCUUUACCUCCUCCACUUCCACCACAAGCACCAUGGCAGACACAUCAUGUCAGAGCACCAUGGGGUAGACCACCACCAAUGCCAAGAGAUGGAGAGCAUCAAGGAAUAUGUCCUACUCUACCUCCAACGAACAUGCCUCCACCUCAAAUUAGACCCAGAGGACCCGUUGAAGGUAAUCGAUCGCCUGUUCAAAAUGCGAUACUGGAGCACCCGAUGAAUAUCGAGUAUAAUCAAAUGCCACAGUAUACGACAAAACCUCCUCCUUACAAUUCACAUCCAUUGAUGCAAUCCAUUUGUAAUCCACCGCCACCUCCUCCGCCGCAUCAUCAACAGCGACCGCAGCAUCCUUCCCAGUCGUUGCAGCAUUACCAGGUGCCAAUUUCUCAAGCAUAUCAACCACCAACCUCCUGUCCACCGUGGAUGAAUUGAAUUGAAGGAAAAUGAGAACACAAUAGACGUGAACGAACUUCGUACGCUAGUACCUUGUAAAGAUGACUGAUGCAGUCCGUCCGUCCGACUACAUCGACGCCAUUCCACCGCGAGUCUUAUUGACACGUUGGAGCCACGUUAAACGGAUGGACAUCGCAUUACGUUAUCUUCAUUCAAUUGUUCCUUGCGAUAGUUAAUUAUAAUUUAAAUAUCCGUUGCGUCGACGGUGUCGCUGUAGAAUAUGCUGUUCUGUAAAGUGAAAACUGUGUACAUGUUACGAAAUUGUAGUUAAAAAGUGUAAGGCUUUAGAUAGCGAUACGCUAGUAACGAAUUUAUAAAUACCCUGUUAAUGAGUGAGAAGAGUAACUCGAUUACCCGAUCUAAUUAGGUAUAACAUCGAGUCGCGGUAGUCCAUUGUUUCUAAUGAAAGACUACUCUUCUAAUUAUCGGUGCAAUGCGGACGCAUAUAGUUAGAAUGAAGUUAUAGUUCCAACAGAUGAAAUGCUUUCGGGAUUCACGCACACAGAUUCAUCGUAAAAAUCUAGGAGUACAUACUUUUUGUAAUUUAUAGAACAUAAUUAGCCGCUCUAGAAUUUAACAUACGCUGCCUGUUUCUUUUUUUCCCCAUCGGUAUACCGUACCGUAUCAUCUGUUCAUAGACAAUACACACACGGUACAUGGGAUUUUAUAUGCAAACGCGAAUAAAUCGUUGCUGACAUCUUCGACGAAGCGUUAUCCAAAUUCCAGGGUUUCCUUUAGCGCGAAAUUAUAGCGCGAUCCUACAUGUUGUGUGCUCUGUGAGCAAAGCGAGACCAGUGUAACGAAUUAACCACUAUAAUAGUACAACGCCCCUGAUUUUACAACUAAGUGAACAGGGUGACUAUUCGCUCCUCUCCACGCCUGCGACUUUAAUACAGGAAUUUUUAAAGCAGUAUGAUAUUUUAGCGUUAUACGAUUAUACAUCACUCUCGAAUCGAAUGAAUUUCAAUUGAUGUACUAAAUCCUUCACAUUGAGUUAAGCCACCGUUUUUUUAUGAUUUAGUUAUAGAAAUAUAUUU
Nomia melanderi (Alkali bee) is the source of this 4620-nucleotide messenger RNA. RefSeq lists its product as uncharacterized. Gene Ontology annotation, cellular component: nucleus. The record is from RefSeq and is a predicted model, not a curated record. NCBI's taxonomy places the organism in Eukaryota, Metazoa, Arthropoda, Insecta, Hymenoptera, Halictidae. Gene Ontology annotation, molecular function: RNA binding.